CGGGCGCGGGGGGCGCGGGCAGGGCGGGGGGGGGGGUGCGCGCGCUCCGAGGUUUCGGGCCAGCCAUCGCCGGCGCGCGAGCUAGAAGCGCCCCAGCCCGGCAAGCUGGCUCACCCGCUGGCCGCCCAGCCCGGCCCGCUGGCCCCUCUCCUGCAGCCCAUCUGGAGGAGCGGCGGCGGCGGCGGCGGCGGCGGCGGCGGCAGCGGCGGCAGGAGGAUGGCAUCGGAACUGGCCAUGAGCAACUCCGACCUGCCCACCAGUCCCCUGGCCAUGGAAUAUGUUAAUGACUUCGAUCUGAUGAAGUUCGAAGUGAAAAAGGAACCGGUGGAGACCGACCGCAUCAUCAGCCAGUGCGGCCGUCUGAUCGCCGGGGGCUCGCUGUCGUCCACCCCCAUGAGCACGCCCUGCAGCUCGGUGCCCCCGUCCCCCAGCUUCUCGGCGCCCAGCCCGGGCUCGGGCAGCGAGCAGAAGGCGCACCUGGAAGACUACUACUGGAUGACCGGCUACCCGCAGCAGCUCAACCCCGAGGCGCUGGGCUUCAGCCCCGAGGACGCGGUCGAGGCGCUCAUCAGCAACAGCCACCAGCUCCAGGGCGGCUUCGAUGGCUACGCGCGCGGGGCGCAGCAGCUGGCCGCGGCGGCCGGGGCCGGCGCCGGCGCGUCCCUGGGCGGCGGCGGCGAGGAGAUGGGCCCCGCCGCCGCCGUGGUGUCCGCCGUGAUCGCGGCGGCCGCGGCGCAGAGCGGCGCGGGCCCGCACUACCACCAUCACCACCACCACCACCACCCGGCCGGCGGCCAUCACCACCACCCCCCGACGGCCGCGGGCAGCGCGUCCGCCUCGGCCGGCGCGGGCGGCGCGGGCGGCGCGGGCGGAGGAGGCGGCGGCGGCGGCGGCGGGGCCCCGGCCAGCGCCGGGGGCGGCGGCGGCGGCGGCGGCGGCGGGGGCGCGGCGGGGGCGGGGGGCGCCCUGCACCCGCACCACGCCGCCGGCGGCGGCCUGCACUUCGACGACCGCUUCUCCGACGAGCAGCUGGUGACCAUGUCGGUGCGCGAGCUGAACCGGCAGCUGCGCGGGGUCAGCAAGGAGGAGGUGAUCCGGCUGAAGCAGAAGAGGCGGACCCUGAAAAACCGCGGCUAUGCGCAGUCCUGCCGCUUCAAGAGGGUGCAGCAGAGACACGUCCUGGAGUCGGAGAAGAACCAGCUGCUGCAGCAGGUCGACCACCUCAAGCAGGAGAUCUCCAGGCUGGUGCGGGAGAGGGACGCGUACAAGGAGAAAUACGAGAAGCUGGUGAGCAGCGGCUUCCGAGAAAACGGCUCCAGCAGCGACAACCCGUCCUCUCCCGAGUUUUUCAUAACUGAGCCCACUGGCAAGCUGGGUACCCCUGGAAACACCACAUUUUCGAAGUCCCGGCCAUUCCUUCUUACAGAUGUGUUCCCCAAAUGAAAUUUAUGUGAGAUCUGUACAUUAAAAAAUUAGUAUGAAUCAUUA
Dipodomys spectabilis (banner-tailed kangaroo rat) is the source of this 1488-nucleotide messenger RNA. RefSeq names its product MAF bZIP transcription factor (gene Maf). Gene Ontology annotation, biological process: lens fiber cell differentiation; regulation of transcription by RNA polymerase II. NCBI's taxonomy places the organism in Eukaryota, Metazoa, Chordata, Mammalia, Rodentia, Heteromyidae. Gene Ontology annotation, cellular component: nucleus. Gene Ontology annotation, molecular function: RNA polymerase II cis-regulatory region sequence-specific DNA binding; DNA-binding transcription factor activity, RNA polymerase II-specific. The record is from RefSeq and is a predicted model, not a curated record.